CUCCUUCCAGUCUCUUUCUAUGGCGGUUUAGCUCUCAAGGAAUAUUUCUUAGCAGGCGAGCUACCCGUAGAGGAGAGGAAAGAAUUGGCAAGUUUGGCAAGUAGAGCUAGGAUAGCACAGCUUCAGCAAGAAAGAUCUGGGUUGUUGGAAGAGGCUCAACAGUUGGAUCAAAAGAUGGAAGAGGUGAAAAGACGGAUGGGUGUGUGA
Molecule: messenger RNA, 207 nt
Organism: Tremella mesenterica DSM 1558
Lineage: Eukaryota; Fungi; Basidiomycota; Tremellomycetes; Tremellales; Tremellaceae
Exons: 2
Source: RefSeq, a predicted model, not a curated record